GCAUUUAUAGGCUGUGCACUGAUCUGCACUAGGUUGGGAGGCUAGGGUUACUGUGUCAUACAAAUUGAGCUGGGCGCCGGUAUUGCAACAUCUGAUUGCGGCUUUCGCGUACUGACGCAAGCCGAUAACACGCAAUUGGGCGCCUGAUGACCAGUAACUACUUUCCCCCUGCAAAGUACGCUGCCAGCCUGCGCGAGGACGGCACAACGCCAUCGACUGGCGCCACUCCAACUCCGUUUGCCAACGCCACAAACCGCUACGUUAACGCGCCUUUGCCCUCCGUAGACCUCCCAAUGCCGACCAUCGAAGAGACAAAGCUCGCCGCCGGGGGCCGCGUUGGCACCAUGCCAGAGCGCCGCCUCAGCAUCUCCUCCAACUACAGCCGCGCCAGUGAGAUGGUGUUUGGCAAGGACGCGCUGCUGGGUCCGCGGCGCCCCCGGCCGCACAAGAUCUGGAAGAAGAAGUACAUCAAGCUGAUUGUGGUGGGCGACUCGGGGCUGGGCAAGACCACCCUCAUCAAGUCGCUCAUCUCCAUUCCGGGGGAGAGGCUGCAGGUCCACGACGGCAGCUACACGCCCACCGAGCAGUUCCGCCGCGACCCCGAGUCGCUGUGCUCCACCGUGAGCUGGCGGGACGAGGAGGACCGGGUCAUCUGGGUGUACAAGAUCCAGGACACCCCCGGCUACGGUGACGAGCUGGACGUGUUCCGCAACCUCAAGAUGGUUCAGGACUUCAUCGAGCUGCAAAACAAGAAGUGGCUUGAAAUGGAGCAGUCCCGCGACCGCAAGGAGGACCUCUCCGAGCUGGAGGACCCGCGGGUGGACCUGUGCAUCUUCUGCAUCCCGCCGCACAGGCUGCGCCCCAUCGACCUGAAGUACAUGUUUGAGCUGGGCAAGUUCGUGCCGGUGGUGCCGGUGGUGACCAAGGCCGACACCAUGACCAUCCGCGAGGCCAACACCUACCGCACCGAGGUGGCCAACCGCAUCGCCAACCCCAUGGUGCCAGGCAUCCACGACAAGAUCAACAUCUUCAAGUUUGAGCGCGACACGCUGGAGCGGUCGGGCGUGCAGGACCAGGCCACCCCGCACCCGCCCUUCCUGGUGAUUGCCUCGAACGACAUCUCGGAGGAGCUGGCGGCCUCGGAGCCGCCGCUGUUCUGGCCGGAGCGGCGCUACCCCUGGGGCACCGCGGAGGCCUUCAACAAGGAGCACUCGGACCUGCUGGCGGUCAGGGCUCUGCUGAUGAAGGAGGCCCUGGAGGAGAUCAGCAAGACCAAGCGGCAGCGCUACGAGAGCUGGCGGCGCUCCACGCUGGGCGGGCUGAAGCUGGGCCGCCGCAUCGCAUCGGCGCUCAUGUGGACCAUCAUACCCGCCGUGGUGUGCCUGCAUGUGGGUCGCGCGGGUGUGCGGGUGGAGGACGUGCGCCGCUUCCUUUCCGCCAACGUGGACCGGGUAAAGCGCCUGCGGGGCGGCCGCCGCCCGGCACCCGCACCCGCAGUGGUGGAGGAGGCGCCCAGGCCCGCGCCGGCGCCGGUGGUCGUGCCGCCGCCGCCCGCGCCUGCGCCGCAGAAGAAGGGCUGGGGCUUUUAAGGAGGAGCGGUGGCUGGGGGCGGCUUUAGUGGCGGGGCGGCCAGCCUAGGCCAGCCCGGUAGGGUUGGAUGUGUAUGUCCUUGUGUAAUCUGUGAUUCAGUCCUGCGGGGCGGAAACCGGUGGCGGGUGGAGGAAUGGUGGAAGCUGUGUUGGGCUUUCGGAGGGAGACGUGUAGGCAGGCGUUGCGCGGAGGGAUUGAGGGGUGGCAGGUGUAUUUCCCUUGGUGUGGUGUGAGUGAGGUGGGGCAGCAAUUGCUGUCCGGUACUAACUUGCUUAGUGGCUGUUGCAGGGAUGUGAACAUGUUUAUUGUUUGUGCGCGGCGAUUGCACGCCUGUGCAAGCGCGGCGCCUAUGGUUUGAGGACGGCUUCGGUAGGAGGUUGCACGGUAGCUGUCCUUCGUACUGUGUUAUGCCUUGUUUGCUGGACAUAUUUAGUUCCUGAGGCAAGGUGGCCUGCAAUCGCGCUGAGCUCGGGCGCUCUGCGCUACCGUUAGUGUUGUUAUAUGAUAUGGCCACCUGCGCCUCAUGUAUUCUUUGAGACAACACUGUAUGUAAGCCACUCCCGUAGUC
Molecule: messenger RNA, 2158 nt
Organism: Astrephomene gubernaculifera
Lineage: Eukaryota; Viridiplantae; Chlorophyta; Chlorophyceae; Chlamydomonadales; Astrephomenaceae
Source: the annotation of a GenBank genome assembly